Messenger RNA from Cucurbitaria berberidis CBS 394.84, 2128 nucleotides. RefSeq lists its product as uncharacterized. Bases 1 to 1914 code for a protein of 637 amino acids. The transcript has 6 exons. NCBI's taxonomy places the organism in Eukaryota, Fungi, Ascomycota, Dothideomycetes, Pleosporales, Cucurbitariaceae. The record is from RefSeq and is a predicted model, not a curated record.
AUGUCGUCACCUAGCGCCUUGGCGAAAUGUGUUGCCUCCUACCACGGUACCCCACCACAUCUAAUCCCUCGGGUGAUCCUCAGCACAAAGAUACUCCCUAGAAUCAUCUUGGUGACUGCCUGUCCAAAAUCUGGUUUAAUCGAUCUACCAUUCGAGUUAUUGUAUGCUAUAGCCAAAGGCCUAUGCGGUACCAACGAUAUACUCAACCUCGCGAGGGUCAACAAAAAUGUUAGCCGUGUCACUCGGGAGGCUUUGAUCAAGGAACUCGUAAUCCCAAGGAACCACAUCAAGAAACUCCUCGAGACGCUGAUAAAACACCCUGGGCUCAUUGAGAAGGUCAACAGCGUAAACUUCAGAGAUUACGGAUGUGGCCACCACACUGAAUGCCUUUGUUUAGGCCUGCCAAACUUCGAUCCGAAUACCUUGAAGUUCUUAGGGAAAUCUAUUGCAGUCAGCACGAGAGGCGAUGUCAACUGGAAUGAAAUUCGACAAGGCAAGCGUAGCUCAGGCCCAGUCUGGCGUAAGAGUAACGCUUUCUUUAUGGACAUAGUGAUAUCGUUGUGUCCAAACAUUAAAUCGAUAACACUUGAACUCCCAGAGGCGAGGGCGUUCGACACUGGUAACCCACCACGUCCAGUCAAUCUAGCCCCUGCCAAACUGCCUGCUCUAAAUGAAGAGUUGUUACCCGUUACCCCAUUCCAAGGUCCAGCCCUCCGCUUAAUGCAGAAGAAUCUUGAAGUGCUCAUCAUUCUAGAAAACUCACGGUGGAAAGGCCCCGCCAAGACUGAGAUGUUGAGAUCUCCUCAUGAUCUGCCAUGGAGAAAUAUGGGAAGGCAUACUAUCACACUGCCCGGGUUCGCGAAGCUGAAACGCUUAGAUUUGCCCAUGGAUGCGCUUGGUCUGCCACUGAGCAUCCGAUUCCUAGGCCCAAUAAGCCCUGCUCUAUGUGCAGAGGCUGCUACCAAAGAUUCCGGCAAGAGUCAUGAGGAUAUCGCCUUCCAUCGAGCCCAUUCGCCUUUCAAAAUCCUUCCAAAUACUUUGACACAUCUACACCUCCGGUCCUGCGGCCGACAAACGUUCGCUCUCUUGCAGAAAGUCAAUGAAAUUCCAGUACAGAGGCUGAAUAUCGUGUGCAUUGAGCUCUUCUUCAAAACCCGACCUCGAACUAGCAUCGCUCAAUGCUACGUGGCUGACGAGGGAAAACUCAACUACCCUUUGAUCCUCACUGAGCUAGCCGAUAAAGGCGUCAAAGUCGCCUUCUACACUGGACCGACUGAGAGGCUCUUCGAUAUGCAUAAAGAGCUUGUGGGACUAUCUUACUUGUCGCCCCUUGAAGCAUGGCGUUUUGCCCUAUCGGGUAGGCAAUUUUCGGAGCUAGACACAAAAGCGAGCAUGCGGCGCCGCUCAUCGAUUCUAAGCAGCCAACUACUUAUGAAUACACCUACAUUUGACGGUUCGUGUUGGGCAUCCGUUGUUUUCUUCCACGGCAUUCGAAACACAAAGUGGGACCCAAACAUCAUGCCUCAAGUAGUACGGCGACUUCAAACUUUGCCAGGUACCAACGUAGACUUAGCUCAGUUCGAGUUCAACUUCCAAAUCACGGUCAAGUUAGAGGUUGCGCCUAGCAACAUACCUCAUCAAGAAAGGCUCCAGCGCAGUGAAAAGUCGAAGAACGACCCGAAACGUGGUAGGCGGACCGACAAUCGCAUGAAAAAGUCAAACAAGGAAUCUGAUCAGACCCUAAAGCAGCAUGUGGCAAAGCUACGCCUAGCAGACAACGUCGAAAUGAGCGCCCUCCGCCACACUUUAGGUUACGAGCACUCAAAGUUCGAUGAUAGAUUGUGGUCGUGCUUCAACUGGAAAUUUUGGCUCCGACCGCAUCGGAGUGUGUGGGGCCAGAACGAUAGCCUUUGAUUUCUGGAUCCUGCCUGUGCGGUGCUGAUAAAACACAGUAUGGAAGGCACACAUUCAGUGAGAGGCUAUACGAACAAUUUAUGCUGACCAGCAUACUCAAAACGCAUGUCAAUUUGCGGACUAGCCGUCAUACUUUAGAGUGCUAGGGGCAUCUCGUGGGGCAGGUCAAGACUACGCCAUGUCUAGUCGAGCGAAAUUGAGAUGGUCACGAGCG